AUUUCCCCGUUGGAGACACACCAGAAGCUUAAUGAGGUCUCUGUCAUCACAGAGGAGCACAUGCUGGUGGUGAGACUGCUGGUGAAGCACAUGCAUGCCCUCUCUGGAAACACAAAACUAGACCAGACUGAUAUCUUACCUUCUGCCACCUCAGAAACCUAUCUCUCAGAAGAUUUAAAAAGAGUGGUCACAUCAGAAUAUGUACAGAGGUUGUACCUUCUCUUGCUGCACUGCUUCAAACAGUGGCCUAUGGAGACGUCCUUCAGAGCAGUAUUGGAGACGUGGCUUAUUUACAUCCAGCCCUGGAGAUACCAAAAACAUGUCCACAGUGAAAGCAAAGAGAAAUGGGCCUCUUUCAUUCAGGAGAAUAUUCUCAUGUACACCAAACUAUUCAGCUGCUUCUUGAAAAGAUUUGCACAUGUUGACCUCGUCAACAUCGACAAUGCAACCAUGGUUUUCAGGAUGGCAAAAGUAUUUGCCCAACCCAAUCUUCCAGAAUUGAUUGAAAAUGGAGAAAGACUGUUAUUGCAUCAGGGUCCCCUCUUCCCACCCACUCUGAUGGCAUCUCAGGUGCAGCCCACUGAAAUAGCUGCUCUGCCCCUGCCCAAGACUCACAUCAAUAACAAGAACCUACAGAUGUUUGGGGUAGAAAUGCGAGCUGAGGUGCUGAAACUGGUCCAGAGACUAAUGCAGGCCCAACAGACUGCAAAAACAAUGUUGGAUCAGCCAGGCAAUGUAUCAGUUGGUCAGUUUCUCUGUUCCUGGAUGAGGUUGAUUCCUAAAACCAACUCAGAAAGUGGGAGGAAUGACAUGACCAAGUCUGACAUGAAGACCGUGGAGCUACUAAAGAAAGCUGUGGAACACCUCAAUCAUGUUUUCAACCUCAACACAGGUCAUCUAUCUCAGAUGAUGAACAUGGGGUCAGUGGAGGAAUCCAAACAGCUCCCUGACUGUAUUCAGAGUGAAACCGGGCUGAUCCUGACAGACCUUGGCAGAAUGCAGAUUAUCAAUGGCCUUCGCAGAUUUGAUAUUGAGUAUCAAGGGGACCCACAGCUGCAGCCUGUGAGAAGCUAUGAAAAUGCAGUCUUUGUGCAGCUUAUGUUUUGGAUCGCCACACUAAUCAAUAACAGACUUGAAGGACACAUGAACGAUCUAUGCUCACAACAUAACCUGUUGGGAAGGCUGGGACAACACUACCUUAUCACCUCCACUGUAAAAGGAAGGUUCCCAAAGAGUACAGUGACACAGCAAAGCCAGGAGGACUACCACCUGCGGCCACGCCUUAGCCUGCGCACAUUUUCCAGUUAUCGCACAUUACUCAUUCUCCUCUUACUCUACUCGCUGGGAUCUCUGUUUUCUAUUAGCCCACUGCUCAGCACAUGCCUCAUCUUAAUGGUGAGCUUUUUGUAUGGACUGUGCAUGACUGUCUACGUGGGAAAGUAAAAAACGUUCUUCUGGGUAAGUGUGUGUGUGUUAUACCUAAUAAAAUUAUGUUGAACACACCAAUUGACUGAUAAUUACGGGGUUCAUGGUGAUUUCUUAUUGUUUUCCUUGACAUGGUCAAAUAACUCAAGCAUAGACUGGUAACUUUUUUCAAAUUUGGCACACAGAAACUAGAGACCAUGAGUAACAUGUUAAAAAAGAAUGGCACUCAUUGGCCUAUAGUUGGCGCUAUUAUAACCAGUCUAACUUAAACCCUCAUAUCCGUCGCCCCGUUUGACCUAGAGACUUGAUACUUUGUACGUAAAUGUCUUUCCUCAUGCUGAACAAAUUUACCCCAAAGACCCAUAAGGACAAUCAGGAUAGAUUUUCUUCCAUCUUAGACAUUUUGGAAAAUGUAUUCUCAUCAAACCAUAACUCCAAAAUGUGGU
Messenger RNA from Coregonus clupeaformis (lake whitefish), 1871 nucleotides. RefSeq names its product sphingomyelin phosphodiesterase 4-like. The transcript is spliced from 10 exons. NCBI's taxonomy places the organism in Eukaryota, Metazoa, Chordata, Actinopteri, Salmoniformes, Salmonidae. Gene Ontology annotation, molecular function: sphingomyelin phosphodiesterase D activity. Gene Ontology annotation, biological process: sphingomyelin catabolic process; ceramide biosynthetic process; glycerophospholipid catabolic process. The record is from RefSeq and is a predicted model, not a curated record. Bases 61 to 1443 code for a protein of 460 amino acids.